Cooperia oncophora is the source of this 1110-nucleotide messenger RNA. NCBI's taxonomy places the organism in Eukaryota, Metazoa, Nematoda, Chromadorea, Rhabditida, Trichostrongylidae. The record is from the annotation of a GenBank genome assembly.
AUGUUCUUCCCUAUCGAUGCUUAUGCACAGACGAUUCAAUUGAAUGUUAUCGGCUUCAACAAGACCAUGACGGUGUACGAUGGAGCUGAAUGCGAUCCAGGUUGGGAUGAGGUUCAACAGUACUGCAUUCGUUUCGUGGCACCACAAUACUCAUAUGGUGACGCCAAGCAAUUCUGCCACGACGCCGGCGGUAGUCUUAUCGAUGAUCUCAGCGAAACUAAACACAGUUACUUGAUAGGAGCUUCCGGCGGUUACGACUUUUGGCUUGGCCUGACUAACCCCGGUAACACUGGCUAUGUGUGGGACGGUCCGGAUGGUACACAUCCAUUGCCGCUAUCAAAUCCAACCUACUGGGUGGGUAAUCAGCAGCCUGCAUAUGACGCCAACCAGGAGUGCGUUUACUGGCAAGCUGCAGGAAAUAUGAACGGCAAUACAUGGGCCCCUCUUUCUUGCUCCACGAAGAAAUCAUUCGCCUGUCAAAAGCAUCGCUACGAUCCUGACCAUCGUCCGAAUUUCAUCGGAGAGCUCGAUCUCCCAGCUGGAAAAUGGUACGUGUCAGUGAACGUACCCCCGUCGAAUACAGUGCGGUCGUGUUUCGUGCAAGCUCGUGUUCAAAGCGAUCUGCAAAUCGUGCCUGGUUUCGUGACCACCGCUAUCGGCGACGAGCCUGAUAACGAUCCUGUCCAGGACUCUCCGAAUAAUCGCAUAAUCACCUACAUCCACAGUUUGGACAACGCUCAUCGUAGUCCCAUCCUCACACACGCUCUGCUCAAUGACGCUGCAAACGGAACAUUCUACAAUGCUAUGACAUACAGCGCACGUGCUCAGUGCUCAUAUCCAUGGCAGACUCAAUCGUUCAGCUGUCCAAAUUCGGACUCAGAUGACAAUGAAUUCACCAUCACGCACAUGGGCGAAGAUGAGUACGGUAAUCUGUUCCAAAGACAAUCACCUGCAAUGGUGGAGUGCGAUGGCAAGGUCUUUGUAUCUGCACCGAAGUACUGGACAGGAAAACAAUGUGAUAUACCGAUUUGUGUAAACGGCGGAACUCUGAGCCCAGAUUACAGGAGAUGUAUGUGCCCUGAGUUAUAUGCUGGUGAACACUGUGAAUUC